This is a messenger RNA of Perca fluviatilis (European perch), 4109 nucleotides long. It is a transcript of the gene rubcn, whose product is annotated as rubicon autophagy regulator. Gene Ontology annotation, biological process: negative regulation of autophagosome maturation; negative regulation of endocytosis. NCBI's taxonomy places the organism in Eukaryota, Metazoa, Chordata, Actinopteri, Perciformes, Percidae. Gene Ontology annotation, molecular function: phosphatidylinositol phosphate binding. Gene Ontology annotation, cellular component: early endosome; late endosome. The transcript is spliced from 22 exons. The record is from RefSeq and is a predicted model, not a curated record. The coding region runs from base 394 to 3324 and encodes 976 amino acids.
AAAGCUCUUUAUUUUACUAGCUGCUUCAGAGCUUUUAUUAGUUAAGUUUACACAUUGCAAGUCAUGUAAACGCAGUGAUACCCGCCAGCGUACUAGCAAAACAACGGAGGAAAAUUAACUAUGGUCUUAUUUGAGAGUAAAAGCACGAUUAUCGUUAAAAGGAGGCAGGGCAGAGGAUAACAUCACCGCCCACUUGCUAAUGAUAUCAUGCGGCCUCGACUGUUUUGAUUCACAGCUCCGACAGGAGGGGCAGAGAUGGCGGAAGACUGAAAGUCUGGGUAACUUCUUCGAGCUACCCGACUACUGCGGCAAAACUCAGUUUUACGAAAUAAGAUAUUGGAGUUAUCGGGGAAACUGGCUGCUUUGUACGGUACUCGACUCCGCCCGGAGGACAUGGAGAUAUCGGCGGAGGGAGAGGCGGAGGAGCGCAGGAGGGAGCACUGGAAGCUACUGUCCAGCCUGAAGACCACAGUGGAGGGUCUUGUGUCCACCAACAACCCCAACGUGUGGUCACGUUACGGCGGCCUGCAACGGCUCCACAAGGACAUGAACAACAUCCUGAGCCAUAGGCUGAAAAAUGAGCAGGUGUACUACAAACAGAGAGACUAUUGGCCGUUUGUGUGGUGUGUUCGCUACAUCAGCCCCCACCUCGCUUCACACGUUGAACAGUUCAGUCACCUGGAGCCGGUGCUGAGCAGCGGGAUGCAGAGUGCUGGUGAGAGCUACAAGGCUGAACGUUGGCUCCUUCACAGCUUACAGGUUCACAUGCUUUCGGCUCAGCUCCGACCUCUGCUCCGACAUCAGGGGCAUACUCGUAAAUACUAUAAUGAUGAUGCCUUUCUGCUGAGCGAGCCUCAUGUGACUGCCAUGUUCCAGUGUCUGGAAGCAGUGGAGCAGAAUAACCCCAAACUGCUGGCCCAAGUAGACACUGUCGGGCUGUCCCCUCUGAAGGGCCCACUAUGUCUGGGCCUAUUGAAGAGCCAGAGCCUGUGUGUGUUGCCGGGGGUUGGUGGGGCCUGGAGGAACGCUGACUCGGCUCCCAGAGGAGAAUCUCUAAAUCGCAGACUCACCACCUCUAACUGCUCCCUCAGAGAAGCAGUCGCCACUAGCAACAACUCUGGGAACACUACGGGAGUCGGAUCCCAAAACAGCAAAAGCACAAACACUACCUCUCUAGCCAGCAGCCCGGGAGCUCCCUGGAUAUGUGUGUCCCAGCCGGGGGAAAGCGAGCGGGGUGUGACACCCAAUCCUGGCCCUGUCUCAGUCCAUUGCCUCUCCCUCACAGAGUCUCCCUUGUCCACCACCUUUCAGCCCGAGGCCGGGGACUCUGGUGAAGGCGAAUAUGACGAUGGUCCGGAGUACUUAGCUAUUGGUAACCUCGGGCAGCGCAGCCGCUGUGACUCUCGAAGCUCCACCCACAGCAGUGAGCAGGCCGUCCCCAUGGAGCAGUCCCUGCAACAGAGUUCCCUAGCCCCGCCCCCACCCAGACGCUCAUCUUUCUCAGAGGGCCAGAGGGGGCCGGUGCGGGGGUCCCGAGCACACACCCGCUCGUUUUCUGACACAGGAGUCAAUCAGAAACUCAGGAACGGAGGGGGCCACCGAAAAAUCACCAUAAUAAUAGAAGAUCCGGUAGCAGAAUCAGCAGUUGAUGACUGCUGUAUAAAGAACUACAGCCCUUUCUCACCUCAGCGCAAGGAUGCCAGCACUCCCAGUUCCCUCUACAUGGAGUCUUAUGGGUCCCAGUACAGCAGCAGCGUUACAGAUGGGAUGUUCAGGAAGCCGUCAGAGGGUCAGAGCCUCAUCAGCUACCUGUCGGAGCAGGACUUUGGCAGCUGUGCUGACCUUGAGAAGGAGAAUGCUCAUUUCAGCAUUUCAGAGUCCCUUAUUGCUGCCAUCGAGCUGAUGAAGUACAACCUGCGGCGUCAGGAGGAGGAGGGUGAGGAGGAGGGAGACAGCGACUCUGAGAUUCAGCAGCUCAAACAGAAGAUCCGCCUGCGGAGGCAGCUGAUCCGACGCAGCCGCCAGCCGCCCUGCGCAACCUCCCAGCACCUUUUCCACUCCACUGACAGCGGAUGCUCCCGGAGGAGCUCUCAGGACUCCUGCGAGGGCCUGUCUGACUCCGGCUCAGCUGAGGAGGUGGAGGAGUGUGAACUACGAGAUGGCUGUGAGGGUCAGUCCCUGUUGGCGGUGUCUCAGAACGGCCUCUCCCUGUCACUCGCCUCCCUCUUCUCAGAUGCAGACAUUAAGCGCAGAGUAAGCUCCAGCAGCAGGUCUUUUCUCAGCUCAGAGUCCAUCUCUCCAUCCUUCCUCCAGUCUAACUCGGCUGAGUCAGUAGCCAUGGGUUUACUCAGGCAAUUUGAGGGCAUGCAGCUUCCUGCAGCCUCGGAGCUCGACUGGCUGGUCCCAGAACACGACGCUCCACAGAAGCUGCUGCCCAUCCCUGAUUCUCUGCCGAUCUCGCCUGAUGAUGGCGAACACGCAGACAUCUACAAGCUGAGGAUUCGGGUCCGAGGCAACCUGGAGUGGGCACCGCCCCGACCGCAGAUCAUCUUCAACAUUCAUUCCACCCCCAAGAGGAAGAUAGUUGUGGCUAAACAGAACUACCGCUGCGCUGGCUGUGGCACCCGCAUCGACCCAGAUUAUAUCAAGCGACUGCGUUACUGUGAAUACCUCGGCCGUUACUUCUGCCAGUGUUGCCAUGAGAACGCGCAGGCGGUGGUUCCCGGACGAGUGCUGAGGAAGUGGGACUUCAGCAAGUACUAUGUCAGCAACUUUGCCCGAGACCUGCUGAGCAAGAUCACUGGAGACCCACUGUUCAACCCCAAUGACAUAAACAGUGGCCUGUACAAGAAGAUCAAAGCUCUGGAGGCUGUCAGGGUUUUGAGGGUGCAGCUGUUUCAUAUGAAAAAUCUCUUCAAGACCUGUCGCUUUGCUAAAGAGGUGCUGGACCAGUUCGACAGCCUGCCAGGUCACCUCACAGAGGACCUUCACCUCUUCUCCCUCAGUGACCUCACUGCUGUGCGCAACGGGGAACUGGCUCCCCGAAUGAAAGAGCUGCUUAAACUUGGUACCACGCACGUAGCUUGCUGUGUGCUGUGCCAGGCGAAGGGCUUCGUGUGCGAGUUUUGCGGCAACGACAAAGACAUCAUCUUCCCCUUCCAGCUGAACAAGUGCCAGCGCUGCGAAGAAUGUAAUGCCUGUUACCAUCGCAGCUGCUUCCGGACAGGUAAAGACUGUCCUCGAUGUCAUCGGCUGGCAGAGCGGAGAGAGAGGAUGGCGCGCAAAAACAUGGAGGAACAAGAAGACGAGGGAGGUGGGCCCUAGUGCUGCUCACAGAAGAAACUCUAAGACAAAAGAAUAGCACAACGCAACCCUGAUUGUAGUCACUGAUGUUCCAGUCCUCUCAGACCUGGGUGACAAUACAGCAAACCAAUGUUUUGAUCUCUAGAGAUUGCCAGGCGUGCGGGUUUUUACUACAUCAGGGCAUCAGUUGUUUUUGUUUAAUCUGUUUGAUUUAAAUGCUUUUAGUGUAAGCUAAGCCCCUUUCACACACGCACUUUGAGUCGAUUGGAGUCGAUGUUCCGUGAAAAUGUUGUGACUUUUACAGAGAAAUUGCCCAGGCUUCGCAAAUUUCUAAUCAGGAUUUCCUUAAGGAAACAUGGCUUUAAAAAUAUUCCAAAAUGUUUUCAUUAACUUGAGAUUUGAUUUCAUCCUGAAAAUUGAAAUCCUAAAUAAUUGUUUGACAUUUCCCUGCACAUAAGAAACUUUAUGACUUUGGUGACUGCUAGUGGAAGUAUCAAAAAAGACAUGGUGACAAGUGUGUGACAAAAGUGUGCGAAAAGGGCUUGAGAUUCACUAAAUGUCUUGGCACCAUGUUCCUCUGUGGUAAAACUAAUAUAUUUGGGAUUUAGGUAGAUCAGGAAGACUAUUGUAACCAGGUUUUGAUAUUUCUCCUUGCUACAAUUGCAGAUUCUGGCAACUGCUUCAACUGUUAAUUUUAUUGGCUACCGGCUUAGCUGAAGUUUGUUUUUGUGACCAAAAUAGCAGGAUCUAUUUAAAAAAAAAAAAAAAAUCAAAUGGCAAGUAAAAAGACAUUUUUUUUUAUUAUU